CCCCAUGCCGGCUUGUAAUGUGAUUUGUGAAAGCCACAGGUUAUGCAAGGGAGAAAAGGAGGGUCAUUUUGUUAGAGCCUUUCAAAGGGUAUCUCGGGUUGUGGAGUAUUUGGACAGAUUGAGGAUAUCCAUGAGCUCCGAUUUCCAGCACUACAGUUUCAGGAUGCCUAAUAUUGGGUUCCAGAACCUUCCCCUCAACAUCUACAUUGUGGUGUUUGGGACCGCCAUCUUUGUCUUCAUCCUCAGCCUUCUCUUCUGCUGCUACUUGAUAAGUCCACAGAUGACCCUCUAAAACUGGACAAAUACGGGACAAGGAGAAGGGAAUGAGGCGAGUCGGGCUCUGGAGCGGACGUGCGAGCGCUCGCUCUCCCGGUGUGGCCCAAGCAAACACGGCUCGGACAGCUUGACGUGAGGCUGAACGUCACAGCUAGACUCGACUCCCUCCUCUUGGUUAGUCCCGAAGUCCACACACAUACGUGAAAUAAGCCUGUGGCUGGCGACACAUACAUGCAUACAUAAAUGCAUACUACAUAUAUAAAUACACACACACAGAGCAGUGUUUAUCUUGCCCAUUUCUGUUUUAGAAGUCAGUUACAUUAUUUUAGUAUAGGAGUCCAUGGAAAGAUCACAUUCUUAAAAAACCACGUGGCCCUUCUGUGGGCCCCUGUACUAAAUGUUACUGAAACUUUAAUCUCGCCCCCCCUCAGUACCAUGCUAACAGGGCCACUCAUCAAAUCACCCCCUGCCCCUCACCUCUGACAACCCCUCACCUCUGACCUCUGCCCCUUGCCCAAUGGGAGUCUCUGCACCUUUACCCGCUGCUCUCUUUCAGAAGGUGUCAGUCUCUCUCCUAGAACUGUGCUGCUGUGUGUUACAGAUCCCUCAGCCUCUCGCUCUGCUCCGAGAGGUUAAGGUUACUAGUAACGGAGAGGACUUUAAAGGUGAAAACAAAAAUGUCCGAGCCCUAUCCAGUCCUAUCACCGUUGCUUGUUGAAGGUCCAGGCUGCAUCACAUCCGGCCGUGAUUGGGAGUCCCAUAGGGUGGUGCACAAGUGGCCAAGCAGCAUCCAGGUUUGGCCGGGGUUAAGGCACCAGGCGCACAAGGAGCUGUAUGCAUACAAACAAGUUAUACAGAAGGAAAAGGUCAAAGAGCUAAAUUUGCAUGAGAUAUGUGCAGUGUGCUUGGAGGAGUUCAAACAGAAAGACGAGCUGGGGAUUUGCCCGUGCAAACACGCCUUUCACAGGAAGUGCCUCAUUAAGUGGCUGGAGGUGAGGAAGGUGUGCCCGCUGUGCAACAUGCCUGUUCUGCAGCUCGCCCAACAGGCGGGCGUCACCAUCGACGUCACCGUGCCCAUACAGCAGCACCUGCCAGGCGUGGAAAAUCUGGUGUAGCGCAAACCCGCAGUGCUCACACACACACACACACACACACGACUACACACACACAUACGUACAGGUACACUUAUGCCUCGAUCACACCGACAGCAUCAUUGCAUUUUUGGUACACCAGAAGUACAUUAAUUUCCAAUGGAACGCUGUGUUUACCUGGCAUACGUUCGAUGCUGCAUCAAAUUGUAUGCGUAGGCGGCUUGACAGAAAUGGUAGCAGAAGGGGAAUGCUGAAAUUUGUUGCACACAUAUCCAGAUGAUGCUGUGCACCAUUUUGCGCAAUGACUCUGUAGGUGCGAUCGAGGCGUUAUAUAUGAUUAAAAGACAGGACGGACAAUGGAGGAACACAACAGUGUUAGGAUGCGGACAGGGACUCGCGGCGACGAAGAAGUGAGUCUGCUGCCUCUCCUCCUCUCAUCUCUGCCUUGGUGGAUUCACAUAAUUAUUUUUUAUAUAUAUAUAUAAUUACGGUUAUUUUUAUUGACAAUUACAUUUCUUCUUGUGGACACAGCCGUGGUCACUAUUCUGACUGUUUCACAACCAAAGCACUUUUCUGGGGACACCAGCGCGUGACGAAUAAGAGACAUAAAAACCAACAACUACCACACGUUGAUAUGAAAAUGGCUUCAUCAUUUCGUUUUCUUUUUAACAACUAAACUUUUUUUUUUUCUUUUUCUACAAGCACUUUAAACAUUUUACUCAAACUUAAAUUGCUUGUGAGGAGGUUGUAGUAGCAACAAGGUUAUUUUAUUAUUACGAUUAACUUUUUUUGUGUGUACAUACAGAGCCACAUGAGUUAAUUUUAUAGUUGAGUGAAGAUUUCUUUUUUUUGGGGGGGGGGCGCAAUACUAUCUUAAAGGGACAGUAGACUCCAAAUGAAUUGACUUUGGGAUGCUCAAGGAACUGCAGAAUUCUGUGGCCUGAUCCUCACUCACACAUGCAGCAAAAAAGGAUAUUGGAGGUGUGUUUAUGAAGGGAGGGUCACCCCAACCUCAGUACUUGGUGUUUAAACAACUUAAUGUGAAUUAAGAGAGCAAUGGGUUCGAAUGUGGGGUUGUGACUAGGAUGUGAUUCACCGGUGCAUCCGACUCUGUCUCCUCUUGCAUAUGAAGGUUGUACAGUUUCUUACUCACUGCACACCUCAGCGUCUGCGUUCCCAAAUGGUACCCUAUUCUCUAAAAAGUGCACUAUUUGGGACACAGACUUUUUUUACCACAAGGGUUUUCUGUGGCCACUUUCACAGUCUGCAUCUGUCAUUACAGAAAAAAAGUUACUAUUCUGUUUGUGAACUAAUUGUUAAAACGCAACAACGCAGAGGUCGUAUUUUCAUUGAAAGAUUUUUCACUCCAAGGUUUUUAUAAGGGUCGACUCAAAUUAAAAUAGUAGAAUUACCCAGAUACACACUCCCAACUGUGGAGGGGUCCUGGCCUCAGUCACUUCCUGUGGACGAGAGACCAGGGAAGUAAGAGUAACCCAACACCCCGAGCCCAUGGCACCCCUAGAGCUAACAUCCAAUCAUAUGCCUAUGUUCUUGUUACAUAAGAACCCCCCCCAGCCCACAGCGCUCCCAAAGCAUUACUCAUUCAGCUUGUGGCAACGGAGCGCUAUGAAAACACAUAGUUGGAAGACUCCUCUUUUGGUUUUCUAUGUUUAAAAAUACAUCCCUCUCUUGCUGUCCUCUGGUUUGAGUUUGAAUGAGGUUUAGCCUGAUGUUAGUCUAAAACAACUAUCCCAAUCUACACACUAAAUAGUGAACCAGAGUACUUCAUAUAAUGACGAGAUUAAUUAUAUUCCAUAUGGUCUCCGACGUGAUCAUGUCGAGAAUCAUAUAUUCUAUAGGCUAAUCUUUAUGAAACCUAGAACAAAUACUGGUCCACUGAGGCAAGGGGUUCUUAAACUUUUCCAGUUUGAGCCCCAAAUUAGAAAUGGAUCAUCCUCCCCUGACUCAAAUGGUCCUCCAACAACCCAAAUGAAGAAGAAAUAGGGUAUGAUUAUAUUCUCACAUGCCCAGAGCCCACUUUGGGUCCCGACCCAUAGUUUAAGAAACCCUGCACUAAGGCAUUGUUGCAUUUUGACUGCUAUACAUUAAACGUAUAAAACCAGACAAGUUUGCUCAGUUCAUUGCAUUUCCAACUUUUGACACAGAAUGAUGGUAGUGAACGCUACAGGGCUACACGGCACGGCCUUGGAACGUGAACGGCUUGGUGAAAUGUAUCAAGCUGUGACACUAUGCAAACUAAGCAACAAACCCCGUCUCUUGUUUGCGAGCCCUUACUGAUGUCGUAACAGGAGCACCCGGGGAUUCACUUCAUUCUCAAUUCAGUCAACGAUUCAAAGCUGCUUCUGUGAUUUGGUAAUUACUAAAUGCUAUUUAGCUUUAGCUUAGCAUAGAUCUAAUUAGGUCUAUGAGGGAUGUAGGCUAAGCAUCUAGUUCAAAUCCUGGCAGCACUCCGCAUAUCGGUCAACACACAUACGUACGUUCCCACUAGAUGUCAUUGAGCUGGUAUAGGCCCUGGUCAGCAGUCGUAGAGAAUAGCAGUGUUUUAGCAGGCUCAUUCUAGCGCUUUCCCCAAUCGCUCUCUCCACACUGGUGUUUUGUUCACCGCUACACACACACACACACACGCACACCAACCCCUCUACCCUUGUGCUUUGUUCCACCACCUUUUGUGGGAUCACUGUAGUAAAAGUGCUGUGUGAUAGUUUGGAACAGAGGGGGAUAGUGUCCCAUAGGUCAGGGGUCAGAUUGUGUCAAAGGUCACAGACUAGAUCUAGGUGAUGGGUCAUAAUAAUGCCGUUCAAUACAACUUUAUUUAGAAGGCAGCCUGGUCUCUCCUAACAGGUUCGUUCUUCCCUCCUUAAGUGUUUGUAACUUUGAAGGAACCCGGCUUUUCCAGUGCUGAACCACCCAACGAAAUUGACUGUGUCCAUUGGCUUCACUUUCGAACAACAACCGAGAGGAACGUUAGCCUACUGUAGCUAGCUGGUCAAAUGAAUAGUAGAACAUUUGUUGCCAAUAUCAGAAACAAUGGCUCUCCCGCCCCACCCAAUAAUAUCUAUUGUAUUUGAGGAGGAUGACAAUUUCAAUUAUGAAGUAUAUAACACCUUCUUUGUACGAAGAGACUUCAACUCGGAUAUCCAUCUCAAAACUCCCACGUUUGACUGGUCCAAAGUUACCUUUUGACAACAAGCCCCACCACUUUCUUAUUCCCUCAAGACUCCUAUAUUGUAAGCCAACAGGAAACAUGGCCAGGCUUGAAGCUUCAUCCUCUACUACGUGUGGUUGUCUCCAAGUUGACGGUUUAGAGGGAGAUAUGACAUAGGACUGGGAGACACUGAUCAUGUGAAAGCAUGCGAUGAAAUGGCACCUGCAACCAAUUUUACCAUUGUAAUUGUACAUAGAGUAGUAGCAGUGUUGGUAGGAAGGCAUACUGCAUAAACACUUUUUACUGUGAGGGGUUGUGCAUUGUGCACCGAUAAUUCUUCCAUUGAAAACACUGCAUCUGCGCACUUACAACUGCCAUUUGCCCAUCCGAGAAUUGUAACAAUGCCAGCCAUUUUGUAAUGUUUUCUUUCAAAGGAGAGUUGAAGGUCAGAAGAGAAACCUUUUAUCUAUAAUACCCCUUCAUUUCUUCCUGUGUAACUCCCUAAUCCUUCCCCCAUGCUUCUCGGGCCAGACAACAUGGUUCCAGGUUCUCUCCGAGUCCUGGAAAGUAGCCACGGUCAAGUGCCAGAACAGCAGGCAGUUAUUGGCCCUUACGCAAGAGGAAGGAAUAAUGUGUAUAUUCAUAGUGAAUAAUCACCUGUCGUCUACUAGUUAUUACUGCACAAGGUACCAGGCCAAAUCUAUUUGGAAAACAUUGGGAGUUUGGACGGUUGAUGAAUUUAGUGAUGAUUCACCCUCCUGUAAUCUCCAUGGACGUCAGCACUGUUCCAGAGAACGCCAGGCCAUUGGGCUGUAAUAUUAAAGGACUAUGGUGUACUUGCUUCAAUAUCAUGAAUUACUGAGACGAGAGCGAGGCUCUUUGUCACCACAGCAACCAAAUUACGUAAUAACGGGCCCCUUAUCAUGACGCCUUUCUAUAAGGUGCUUCUAUCUCAGAAAGUAUACCCAGAGACAGAAGAUGAACAGAAGAGGAAGUGGGACAUCCUGCUCCCUCGUUUUUUUUUUCUGUUUCAAUGGAAGCCAAAUGAACUAAGUAGACCAGACCAAGCUGCUAUCGCAUUGGUGUCUUCAGUAGAGCCAUCCCCUUAAGUAGACAUUCUAUUCAAUGGUAAAGGGCCUGAGUCAACCAUCUUUUGUAUACCUAGCUGUUGGCAGCCAUUUUGUGGGCCAGGCCUCAAGGUCAAAGCUGUGUAAUUGGCCACUUGGGCCUCUAACACGUCACUGCCUCACUGAAAACUCUCAAUGUUGUGUAUGGUGUGCAUUUAUUCAGUGUAUAGUUCUUGUAGUGCACCCCCCCCCCCUCUCUCCCUUUAAGUACAUCCCCUGUCUCGCCCCUACCCCACUUUAUCCCAACCUCCCACUAUGUCCAAUAGCCACCACCACCUUCUCUCAAUGGGUCAACCUACCCCACCAUCUUACCCCAACCUCCCACUUUAUCCACCAGCCCACACUUUCUUCUCUUGAUGGGUGAUCCCUACCCCAUCCUCAUUGGGGGGGGGGGAGUCUACCCACCCUACCCUGUGAUAUAACAUUGUUUUUAAAAUUAAGAAUUCUGCAGCAGAAUAUUUUUAAAGAAAUUUGCUGUACAGUAUUUGUAAGCUCUAUUUUUGUAUAUUUAAUUGCCAUUUUGGAAAGACAAAGUAAUGAAUGCAUUUCUUUUGCUAAUUCUGUUUUAUUCAUAAUGUGUUUUUUUUGCAUGUGACUGACUUGAACUGUAAAUAAAAUGACCACGUUUUGGAAA
Oncorhynchus gorbuscha (pink salmon) is the source of this 6294-nucleotide messenger RNA. Its product is annotated as RING finger protein 24-like. Gene Ontology annotation, molecular function: ubiquitin protein ligase activity; zinc ion binding. The transcript is spliced from 8 exons. The record is from RefSeq and is a predicted model, not a curated record. Bases 954 to 1391 code for a protein of 145 amino acids. Gene Ontology annotation, cellular component: endomembrane system. Lineage: Eukaryota; Metazoa; Chordata; Actinopteri; Salmoniformes; Salmonidae.